AUGCAAGAGGAGCCUGUGAUUACCACAGAGCACGCCCUUGUAGAGGUGAAAGAGCCUCAAGAGCUACCUUUUCUAGUCGUGCAAACAGAACCAGAAGAUGAGCAACUGGCUCAUUUCCUAGCAGCACUCAAGAAGCUACAAGUCAAUAUCUCUUUUGCAGAGGUAUUGAAAAAGAAGACCCCCUAUACGGCCUGUCUAACAGGCAUUCUUUUAGAAAAGAAGGACCUAAGGGGAGAUGAGACUAUGGUACUGACCAAAGAGUGCAGUGCUUUAGUCCAAAAUAAACUACCAAGGAAGAUGCCAGACAUAGGGAGCUUUCAAUUCCUAUGUCCUAUUGAAAAUAUCACUUUUGACAAGGCCCUGUAUGAUCUUGGCUUAAGUUUAAAUCUGAUACCUUCAUCUAUGAUGAAGAAGCUAAGAAUCCAAGAGGCACAAGAAACAAGGAUUACCCUACAAAUGACUGACCAAUCCUUAAGGCAAUCACAUGGGUUAGCAGAGAACGUACUGGUGAAGGUUGGAGAGCUCUUCUUCCCUGCAGGCUCUGACAUGGAAGAGGACGCAAUUGACUCCAUCAUUCCAAAAAAACCACUAAAAGAGCCUUGA
Arachis stenosperma is the source of this 603-nucleotide messenger RNA. RefSeq lists its product as uncharacterized. The transcript has a single exon. The record is from RefSeq and is a predicted model, not a curated record. NCBI's taxonomy places the organism in Eukaryota, Viridiplantae, Streptophyta, Magnoliopsida, Fabales, Fabaceae. The coding region runs from base 1 to 603 and encodes 200 amino acids.